Messenger RNA from Episyrphus balteatus (marmalade hoverfly), 7576 nucleotides. Its product is annotated as homeotic protein female sterile-like. Gene Ontology annotation, biological process: regulation of DNA-templated transcription; chromatin remodeling. NCBI's taxonomy places the organism in Eukaryota, Metazoa, Arthropoda, Insecta, Diptera, Syrphidae. Bases 1690 to 6888 code for a protein of 1732 amino acids. The record is from RefSeq and is a predicted model, not a curated record. Gene Ontology annotation, cellular component: nucleus; chromatin. The transcript has 12 exons.
CACCAAUACAUUUACUACUCCAGCGAAAAGAUUUUUUGUGGAAAAGUAAACGUUUUCUGUUCGAAAAAAAUUAUGGUGAAAACAAUUUAACACGCAAGAGAAACAAAAUAAAACCAAAUAAAUAUUAAAAUAUAAAAAUAAAGUCUCACACAACGUGUGAAAGUUGAAAACUUAAUUUAAUUUCGACAGAAAAACUAAAAUAAUAGAAAAAAAUAAAAUGUGCACCUCAUGAGAAAAGCAGUAAGCAAGCUAUGUAUACGCAGAUGAAAAAUAUUGUAUCGGUCCCAUUAUUCCAAUCCAAUAUGGUGGAAGCCUUGAAAUGUAUGCUGGCAUUUUCCUAAAUAAAUUCUUUUUUUUUUUUUGAAUUUUUAGCACCACAGAUACAAUUUAUUGUUUCAUUUAUAAAUGAAUUUCAGUAGAAAACAUUUGAUUAAAAUUAUUUUGCAGGAUUUUCCAUUAGGAAAAUUUUCAUCCGCAAUUUUGUUGGCAAAUCACACACCUUGCUCGAUCGGAAAACUUCUGAAAAAUCAGCCAUUUUGUCACCACCUCCACACAGACUGGUCGCGACUUGAGUGUGAAUAAAAAAAAAAAAGAAAAAAGAGUCGACGACUAUUAACUCUGUCCUUGUCGCUCUAACGCAUUUUCAUAUACAUUUUAUCGCGCUGGGUUUCAUGACAUGAGUGUGAUUUGAUGUGCCAUUGUGUGCGCGGAUGUAUUUGACGGCUUGCUAGUUCACGGGAUACGCGCGUCUCUUCACGUUACCUCUAGAUUUUGCUUAAUUUUUUCGGUAAAAAACGCGAAAUUAUUAAUAAAUCUAUGAAAAACUUAAAGUUAAGUGUUUGAAGAGUGAAAAUUUGAUAAAGUUCAAAAGUUUUGUGUGUGAUUAAAGCACGAAAAAUACAAUUGAAAAUCGUUUGCAGAAAGAAAAAGGAAACGAAAAGAAAAAAUUGUGUGCCCCUCUCUUCCAAUCGUUUUUUUUUUCGCCGCUGUUCACUCUCGUUCCCUUUCGUUGAAAUCUCGCUUUCUUCGCCGCGAAAGACAAGUUGAAAAGAGCGAAAACAUACAAUAUCCAUUGGUGUGGUUGAGAGGGAAAUAUGAAAAAUUGUGUUUCUUUUGCUGUUGUUUGUAUUUUAAACGUGAAGUGGUGAAGAAAAAGGAGUAAAUAAGCCGGUGGAAAUAGAGCCGCAUUAAUUUGACUUUGGAUUUAUUGACGAUAUCGAGAAUACACACAAAUACAUCCAGGCUAGAGAUUCCCCAAGGAUUCAUACUUCAAUGUUGCCGAAAAGUUGACUGAUAACUUUCAUAGUAAAGUUUAUGUUGCUUAAAAAAUUAAAAUGCAGUAUUUUUUGAGAAGACGAACUGCCUCCAGCACAGAGAGUAAAGCGCCAUAUUCUCUAAUUUUCUUUAAAACAAAUUCUCAUCAAAGGGUAAUUUAAAAACAACACCCAACAAAAAAAAAAAAAGCAAAAAUCUUUCCCCAAACAAGAAGUAGAAUAAUUUACAGAAAAGUACAACUAUAGGCGAGCAGACAUAACAAUUAAAAAAAAAAAAAUCAAUUAAAAAAGAAGAAAUUAAAAAAAAAAUAUUCUUUUUUUUGCUCUCCAAUUCAAAAACUUAUAAAAAGUCUAUUUGUCUAUCCACUUUUUCCCCCGACAACACAAUAAGAAUAAAUAAAAUUACUUCCCGAACAUGGACACAAAUAGCAGUAGCGGCGUAGCCGCAACAGGUGGCGGCACAGGUGGUGGCUGUGGCAGCAAAGAGCCACCACCACGCAAUGAACCGUACGUUGAUCCAAUCAACGGAAUUGUACAACCUCCAACGGUACCACCACCAGAUCGACCUGGUCGCAAUACUAAUCAGCUGCAAUACAUCAUAAAGACAGUGAUGAAAUCAAUUUGGAAACACCAAUUCUCAUGGCCAUUCCAACAACCAGUCGAUGCGAAAAAACUUAACCUGCCCGACUAUCAUAAGAUUAUUAAACAGCCCAUGGAUCUUGGCACAAUUAAGAAGCGUCUGGAAAACAAUUACUAUUGGACGUCGAAUGAAUGCAUUCAGGACUUCAAUACUAUGUUCACCAACUGUUAUGUGUACAAUAAGCCGGGUGAAGAUGUCGUUGUGAUGGCUCAGACGCUAGAGAAGCUUUUUCUCACUAAAAUCGAGGCAAUGCAAAAGCCCGAAGUUGAGUUAGAGCCGGUAACACCGAAGGGUGCUAAGAAAAAACCUCGUGCUCCAGGUAAAGUACCCGCGACUCCAGGCAGUGGUUUGCUGCCAACUCCGAGUAGCGCUGGACGAGGACGACCCUUGUCGGCUUUGGGCGGUGGAAUGGCUGUAUCAUCGACUGCUGGUGGAGCUGUAACACCGUUGGGUGCGACAACAGUUCCAAGUGUUCCGCCAGUUGGUAGGGUGCCACAUCAUUCCUCUGGGAAUACAAAAAACUCAACUGUUACUGGAGUUGCAGGUUCGACGUUGCCGACCGGUGUUGCCGGAAGUGGAGCGGUACCUUCGGCGGUAGGCGCAACAUCAGCAGCUGUUGGUGGAGCUGCUUCGAAUGUAUUACCGGCAGGAGCAGCCUCUGGAGCAAAUGCAUCGCACAAUUCCCUGGGUGGUGGCUUAGCAACUGGAGCACCACCGGCAUCAACUGGCAGUAGUCUGGUGAAUUCCAACUUAAUGGAGAACUCGGCUGCCGCAGCAGCAGCUGCACAUGCGGCUGCUGCAGCCGCCUACCAUGUAAAUAGUACUCAACCAGGCGCUCUCGAUACAGUGAUACCACCUCAGCAGCCAGCCAAAAUGAAGAAAGGUGUGAAACGAAAGGCAGACACAACUACGCCGACUGCUAAUGCUUUCGAAUCGCCGUACCCGUCGAUCGACUCGAAAAGCGCUAAAAUUGCGACGCGUCGCGAAUCAUCCAGACAGGAACUAACAUCGUUCCAGUCAUCAACGUAUCCAAUGUCCCCACUGAGCGGUACACCUGGUUCGGUUCCGAAAAAUAAAGAGAAGCUUUCGGAUGCUCUAAAGUCAUGCAAUGAAAUUUUAAAAGAGCUCUUUUCCAAAAAGCACUCUGGAUACGCCUGGCCCUUCUAUAAGCCGGUUGAUGCUGAGCUGCUUGGCUUGCACGACUAUCAUGACAUUAUCAAAAAGCCAAUGGAUCUGGGAACGGUGAAGCGAAAAAUGGACAAUCGCGAGUACAAGAGUGCGCCCGAGUUUGCCGCUGAUGUACGACUUAUAUUCACCAACUGUUACAAGUACAACCCACCAGAUCAUGAUGUCGUUGCAAUGGGUCGCAAACUGCAAGAUGUCUUUGAAAUGCGAUAUGCGAAUAUACCCGAUGAGCCAGUUGCGAAUGCACACACGCAUGGAUUCUCUAAAAAUGAAACAGAUUCCUCUUCGGACGAGUCGAGCGACACCGAAAACGAGUCUAACUCGGAUGAGGAAAGAAACGCAAAGUUGAAAACGCUCGAAGCAAAGCUGCUUGAACUUCAAGAAGAGAUGCGGCGGCUCAUGGAAGAAGCAUCGAAUAAGAAAAAGGCAAAGAAAAAGAUCAAGGAGAAGAAAAAGGGUGGAGGCAACAGUGGAGGACCUUCUGGCGUGGGUGGCAUUGGUGUAGGUAUGACGAGCGGUAUGGCUGGCGCCCCAGGUGGUGUUGACCUAGGAAAAGUUCCCGGUGAAUUGCAUCAUGGUCAUGCACUGGUGACUGCUCACGGUAACCAGGGUAAAGGUGGAAUGAGCGGACCUGGUGCCGCCGGGGCACUCAAUGCGGCGCUGGCUGGAGCCGCUGGCAUGGCUGGAGCUAACGCGACGGGCGGCGGUGCUGCUGGUGCGGCCAACACUAAAGGUGCUAAGGUUAAGGGCCAACGUGGUCCAAAGGCAGGAGGAGCUGGAGCUGGUGGACCCGGUGCCAGUGGACAGCCAAACAAACGUGGCAAGGCAAAUGCAACUCCAGGAGGAGCUCCGCGAGGCGCCAACAAAAAGAAACCAAGCCAAGUGAUGAACUUUGACUCUGAGGAAGAGGACACCGCCAAGCCGAUGUCUUAUGAUGAGAAACGACAGCUAUCACUGGACAUAAAUAAGUUGCCAGGCGACAAACUUGGUCGGGUAGUCCACAUCAUUCAGAACCGAGAACCAUCGCUGAGGGACUCAAAUCCAGAUGAAAUUGAAAUCGAUUUCGAAACCCUUAAGCCAUCAACUCUACGCGAGCUGGAAAGCUAUGUGGCAUCAUGCCUUCGUAAAAAAACUCGUAAGCCUUACUACAAGAAAAUUUCUGGAAAAUCUAAAGACGAACAAAUGGCAGAGAAAAAACAAGAAUUAGAAAAAAGGUUACAAGAUGUAACUGGACAACUGGGCACGGCUAAGAAAGCAGCCAAAAAAGACGAAUCAUCGAAUAAAGUCGAUGUUGUACAACCAAAUCGCCUGUCAUCAAGUUCUAGCUCUAGUGAUUCAUCGUCGUCCAGUUCGAGCGACAGCAGUUCUAGCGAUUCAAGUGAUAGCGAAGCAGGUGAAGCCGGUCGACCACCCAGAAAGAAAAAAUCAAAGGACGCCAUAAUAUCAAUAAACUCUCUAAUGCCCCCUACAACGACGACCACAACAACAGCAGCAUCAAUGCUGGCUUCACAACUCCAACAGACACCAACAAUAAUAACAGCAGCGACAUCACAGAAUACACAAAUGCCUGUACUUCCGCCAAUAAUAUCAUCAACGUCCGCCACAACAACAACUUCUACGAUAUCACCAAUCAUUCUACCACCCGCAUCCACUACAACAACAACUCAAAAUAAUAAUAUCAAUAUGAACAGUUUAAAUAAUCCAAACAACAACAAUAAUAACAACAACAAUAGUAACAUAAACAAUAAAUUAGGAAAUUUUUCAACUAACAAUAGCAAUAGUAGUAGUCUUACAACAACAAUUUCAUUACCAAAUCCAUCACCAACGUUGCAUAAAACAUCAACAGCAUCGACAACAGCCCAAAAUACUAACAAUAAUUUGGUGAAUACCCCGAUUACACCAUUGUUAAAUAGUGGUGUCAAUCCGAUGCAACAAAUGUUUGUGGGGUCAUCUUCGCAAAUGAUAAGCAAUAAUAAUAGUAAUAGUAGUAGCAGCAGCAGCAGCAGCAGUGGGGGCAGUGGUAGUAGUAAUAGCAAUGGACCAAAUGAUUUGACAAAAUCGACAUCUUCGUCGCUUGUCACUGUGACUCCAACGACAUCAACAACUUCAGUGCAACAGCAAAUGCAGCAGACACCAUCUUCGUCGACGGCAUUGGCAUUAUCCUCCUCCCAAUCCCAAUCUUCCUUCAUGUCUACAUCAACAUCACAAAUAAAUUCCACCCAUCAACAACAACAACAACCAAAUAUGAUUAUGAGCAGUGGUGGGGGUGGUGGCAUCAGAGUUGCGAGCAAUCUGCAUAAACUAACACAACAAUCCAGUUUGAUGGCAAACACGCAACAGACUUCUGCAUCCUCAUCAACAUUUCAACAUCAACAGCAUCCACACCAGCAACAGCAGUCGAUUCCAAUGGGUGGUGGUGUUGGUGACAAUUUAGUGAGUGAUCUCUCGCUGGGUCACCUUACACAUCAUCCACAUUUGGGUCCAUUGCCGCAGCCACCACCGCCAACCACGCAAUCUGUACCAAUGCUUGGACUCUCUGCGGGUCUCAAACAAAUCCCACAGUUUGAUGACCCAGUUGAACAGUCUCUUGCUUGUCUUGAACAGCCAAUGCUGGCAGCGAUGGGUCAACAUCAUAUGAACUCCGCACAACAGCAGCAACAACACCAUAUGGAGAUGGUGUCAGAACUCCUGGCAAAGACGGAAUCUGGAAUGAAUGGCAACCAUUUUCCAUUGAUGCAACAUCUCGGCCUAGAAUACAACAAUCAUCUUUCGAUGGCAGCAGCGGCAGCAGUUGCAGCAGCACAUGGCAUGCAUCACAAUAAUGGUUAUGUGAGUGUAGCUGAUGGAGGCGCAGGUACUGGAACUAUGUUGGAUAGCUCAGCCGCUGGUAAUGGAAUGCACAUGGGUGGUGGCGGCAUGGGUGGAAUGCAUCACCCUCCACCCGCUGCACCACCUGUUUCUGCAGCCAUGAACAUGGGAUCGAUUUUUGAUUUGCCUCCAAAUAUGGGUGGCAGUAUAUCGGCGGCUGCUGCAGCCAUGAUGAUGGGUGGCGGUGGUGGUGGAGGAGUUGGGGGAAGUCAUCCCAAUCUUGCAACAACCAAAAAAGAUGAUAGUGGCAAGCCAGCAAUGUUGAUUACGCCAAAGCCAAUCGAGUCGAUGAUGCCUAGUCCGCCAGAGAAAAAAAUGAAUCAGCAACAGCAGCCUACACAGCAAUCACCAACUGCUGAUUCGAAGGGUGGUGGUGGCCCAAAUACUGGUACAAACUUUGCGCAAGCUUUCAAAUCAGCACAUGAGCAAAAUUUAAAGAAUGCUAGUUCAUGGUCGUCAUUGGCUUCGGCAAAUUCACCACAAAACACACCAACAUCGAAAGUGAAACCCGCCAUGGACUCGUUCCAGCAGUUCCGUAACAAAGCGAAAGAAAAGGCAGAUCGAUUAAAAUUGCUAGAACAACAAGAGUUGAAACGAAGUCAGAAGGAAGCUGCUGAAAAGGAACAAAAGCGACAGCAGGAACAACAGCAUAAGCAAAAAGGAGAUGUGGAUAGUGGAAGGAAAAGUACACAUGAACCACAACCACCACCACCUCCAGCAGCACGAUUGGAGGACAUAAAAGCAUCCCCACAAGGUUGUGGGUCACCUGGUUCACAGCAAUCACCACAGGAUAGAGCGGCAAUUCGUCGUGCCGAGCUAAGAAGAAUGGAACAAGAUCGGCGAAGGCGAGAAGCGCUGGCGGGUCAAAUAGAUAUGAACAUGCAGAGUGAUUUGAUGGCAGCAUUUGAAGAGUCGCUUUAAUUAGUUUAAGUUAUAUCUCCUAGAACCGAUACAAUGCAUAAACUUCUUUAAAAAAAAACACACACACACAUACACAAUCUAAUCUAUCUUAACAAAUCAACACAUUGUUUAUUAAAUUUGCGAAAAACACACACAACUAACACAUACCAAUAAUUAUUGAACCACAAACUUUAUUAGAUACAUAUUAAUUUUAUUUUACUGAUAAAUAAUUAUAUAAAUAUUAUAAUUGUUUUUUUAAAUGGACUUAUCUAUUUCAAAAUAGAUAUUUAUUGUUGUAUUUUUGUUAUAUAAAAGAGAAAAAAUAAUAUUAUGUAAUAAUAAGAAAAUGGCGAUAAAUUAUUUAAAGAAAAAAAGAAAACAAAAGCAGACACACAAUCUUUUUACUAUUUUCCAGGCAAAGAAAAACUACAGAAACAAAAAAAAAUUAAAUUUUUACUUUUGAAGAUCUGAACUACUAUAACAAGAAGAAGAACAUUUUAAUAAAGUAAACCACCGACAGGGGUCUCUCCAUUUUUUUAAAUAACAAAAUGCGUAGUUGAAACGGACAAAAAAUCUAAAAAAAAAAUUAUAAAUAUAUUUAUAAAUUCAUUGUUUUGUAUAGAUAAAAAGUAAACUUUGAAAUCCACUUUAAAGUUAAAAAAAAAAAAACAAAAACCGAUAGUACUGGCGACUUUUCCUUAAACAAAAG